Closterium sp. Naga37s-1 is the source of this 360-nucleotide messenger RNA. NCBI's taxonomy places the organism in Eukaryota, Viridiplantae, Streptophyta, Zygnematophyceae, Desmidiales, Closteriaceae. The record is from the annotation of a GenBank genome assembly.
AUGGAAUUCCAACGAACCUUCCCGCAAUUCCUUACCUCCCCCCUCCUCUUUCCCAUAUUCCUCUCCCUCCUUCCCACCGCUCUACCCCUGGGCCUUCCCACCAUUCCCCUGCUCAGCCUUUGCACAACUCCCCCUCCGCCAUCCCCCCAGUACCGGCGGAAGAUGGCGAGGCAGGGGUCGACAACGGCGGACUUUCCCCACCGGCUGAUGCGCCACCGCCGCCACCCCGCGAGGAACGCGGGCGCGUGGAGGGUCUCCGAUACAAGCCCCGUGCCCAUUGCUGCUACUAACGAGCCGGCGGCUCUCCACGUGGCGCUCAAGAGUGGCACGUUGCCGCCGUCAUCGGCGGGCAGUGAUUAA